AUGUCUGAGUCAGUUUGUUAUGUAUUCAUCUGCAAGCGCUUUGAUUAUGAACUUGCAUACAAGUGGAUCUGGGGUUGUAUAUCUUGUUGUCGGUUGUGGCCAGUUGUUAACUCUGAAUGGCUGGGGAUUAACUCUGUACAUUUCUCUUAUGACUAUUUGCAACUAAUUUUUGAAAUGGAGUCAAUUCAGCAGAAUUAUAACGAUAAUUUCAUGGAGCAUGCAUCUAGUGGUUCUCCAAGUUCUCCUGAUAUAAGCAAUAUAGUUGGAGCCGCACAGUUGAAUCCUCGAAUUGGUCAUGAAUACCAGGUGGAAGUUUCUUCCAUGAUAGAAGAACCAGAACGCCUUCAACUUCUAAUGAAUCCUGCUGAUUCAGAAGUUGUGCAUGAUAACUCACUUUUCUUUGCAAUUGGUUUACCCAUCUUAGGUGCAUGGAAACAUAAUGAAGUGGAGGAUAGUGGGCAUGAGGGGUGGGGAUAUCUUGGAGACAUUGAUCGUACGGUCAAUGCAAUUAAGCCUGCAAAAACAGCUAAUGUAAAAAAGAAUGGUAUGUCAGGAGAUAGCAAGUCAGGUGAACUGGGUAAAAGCAAAAAAUAUAAAAUGGCCCCUGGCACAUCAAGUAACUCCUGGAGUGAUGCUGAUGCAAAAAGUUUUCUCCUUGGUUUGUUUGUUUUUGGGAAGAAUUUUAUUCAGAUAAAAAGAUUCUUAGAGAACAAAGGGAUGGGGGAAAUACUGUCAUUUUACUAUGGGAAAUUUUAUAAAAGUGAUGAAUAUCGUAGAUGGUCAAGCUGCAGGAAGAUAAAAGGAAGAAAAUGUAUGAUAGGACAGAAAUUUUUUACUGGACGUAGACAACAUGAACUAUUGUCUCGCUUAAUUCCCCAUGUCUCAGAAGAAUCUCAAGAUACUUUGCUCCAGGUUUCCAAGUCAUAUGUGGAGGGCAGAGCUUCUCUAGAAAAAUACAUAUCCUCUUUGAAGUCUAUUGUUGGACUUGGUGUUCUUGUGGAAGCAGUUGGUAUUGGUAAGGAGAAGGAAGACCUUACAAGCCUUUCCGCAGGAUCUGGGAAGAACAAUCGGUUGUUUUCAGCACGAACUAGCAAAUCUUGGUCUUCUCUUGCACCCAGUGAUAUAAUAAAACUUUUGACAGGUGGAUUUCGACUUAGCAAAGCCAAAAGUAAAGAUCUCUUCUGGGAAGCUGUUUGGCCCCGCCUACUGGCAAGAGGUUGGCACUCUGAACAACCAAAGAAUCAAGGCUAUGUCAACUCCAAAGAUUAUCUGGUUUUUCUUAUGCCCGGUGUUGAGAAUUUUUCAAGGAGAAAACUUGUUAGAGGUGAUCAUUACUUUGAUUCUGUUAGUGAUGUCUUGAGCAAAGUGGUAGCUGAACCAAAUCUUCUUGAGCUUGAAGAAGAAACUAAAGUUGGUAACUGCAAUGAAGAACCAGAAACGGGAUCAUAUGAGGAUGAUCAAUCUGAUUAUCAUCUUCAAUGUUACCUUAAGCCCCGAGCUUCCACUUACAAUACAGCCCAUAUGGAAUUCAUGGUUAUUGAUACCAGUUUGAUGCAUGGAGGGAAGUCAUCUGGUUUAAGGGAAUUGAAAUCUGUACCUGGUAAUUCAGUGGGUAAAGUUGAGGUAGAUGCUGCUGCUAUAACAUAUAAAGGGGCUAACCGUACGAGGAAAGUAAACCGUGACAAGGUUAUGUUAGAAAGCAUCAAUCAAAAGUUGACAAAGUUCAGAGUUAUUGAUUCCAGUAUGCUUUAUGAUGGAAAAUUAUUGAAGGUGAGAGAACUGAGGUAUCCACAAGUUGAAUUGGAAGAUGCUUCUAAGAUGACUGGUCUUUCAGGAGAAAGUAAACGUAGCUCUUCCGAUGAUGAUUCACCAAGUGUGGUGGAAGCCAAUAUGCAGAUGUAUGGUAAAAAUAAUAUUAGUAAUACUGAUAGCCAAAAGGACAUAUCUGACUGUAAUGCUACCAACCAAAAAGAAGCAUAUGAUAACCCACAUAUUAAUGCAAGCAAGAUGGUAGAAAGCCAGCAAAAUCAGAAGUCCUGUGUGUCUGAUGAUAAUCAACUAAAGAGGACCAUAAAGCAUCAAUUCAGUCGGAGACCAAGAUCAGGUCAUUCUAAUCAUGCAGUUCUUCCCAUUAAACGGAGGAGAUUGACUGCUUGUGCCAAGGCAGAGUCAAGCCACGUCAUUGAAAAAUCCACAGGAGGCUUGGGAUCAGAAGAACUGGCAUUUUCUCAGUCAUCAAGCUUUCCAGAUGCCAAUGAAAAUGUUGGUGAUCCAGUUAGUGAUCAGCAAAAUGGAAGCUCAAUUGCUUCUUCUGCUGACAGAAUUGUGGAAGAAAGUAAGCAAGAAAGCAUUCUCAAUGAAAAUUGUCAAUGCAUGAGCGUUUCUUGUGUUAAAGAUGAGAAAUGUGAAGCACAGUCUCCAAUCAACUUCAACAUACCCCAGGUCUUAUCUAAGCCUGAAAAUGGUGAAAUGAUGGCAAUGGUGGAGGAAGAUGGGCAGACCCUAAAGGCAAAUGAUCCAUCUAUGGAACAGCAACCUAAGAUAAAUCCCAGGAGGCAGAGCACAAGAAACCGACCUUUGACUGUUAGAGCGUUGGAAUCUUUAGCAAAUGAAUUCUUGCACGUGCAAAGGAGACAGAAAAGGAAAGACAUCCAGAUACACAAAGAUGCUUUCAGUCCUUGCCGCAGGGCUCGUACAAAAGGCAAAACAAUGCUGCGUCGUCAUAGUUCAGAUCAUGGGACAGCAGUUUUAGUAGAAGAAAAGCAUUUGAAUGGAGAUUCUAGUGCUAGUGAAAUAUCUGCAAACCACUAGAUUAAUUUAAAGAGUAGUGAUAUAUUAUACUAGAUAUCUUUGAAGCAACCAGUCACAUUGAAGCUUUGACUUUUAGAAACAAACUGAUUUUGAAAGUACUGAUGCUUCUCCUGUCUGACUUGCAAAUUGCAUUCUAAAGCUGCCGGAGUGGUUAGACAUAUUGUACAGAUUUUUGCCUUAAGAGAAUUUUUAU
Molecule: messenger RNA, 3004 nt
Organism: Gastrolobium bilobum
Lineage: Eukaryota; Viridiplantae; Streptophyta; Magnoliopsida; Fabales; Fabaceae
Exons: 4
Coding region: 1-2811 (936 amino acids)
Cellular component (GO): nucleus
Molecular function (GO): transcription corepressor activity
Source: RefSeq, a predicted model, not a curated record